Messenger RNA from Paramecium pentaurelia, 1213 nucleotides. The record is from the annotation of a GenBank genome assembly. NCBI's taxonomy places the organism in Eukaryota, Ciliophora, Oligohymenophorea, Peniculida, Parameciidae.
AAUGAACCUUUUUUAACCAAAAAAUUACAGAAUAACCUUAACAAAUGGUCAGACUUAAGUUAUUAAUUCUACAUCAGUUCAACUCAAAUAAAAUGUUUCUAAAAUUGAUAAUACUAUACCAUAUGAAUUUAUGAUGCUUGUCAAUGAUAACAUCAAUCACGUUUUCCAAUGUAGUUAGGAUUAUGAUAGAUAAAAUCAAAAUAACGAAUUAUAUAAUCUGAGAAUAAUAGAUAUGUAAUAGGUCUAUAUUGAGAAUGUAUAAUUAAAAGCUAGAUAUUAAGAAUAUGAAAAUUAGAUAAAUUAAUUAAGUCAAUAAAAUUAGGAGACAUCAAAUAACUAUAAAGAUGAAAUCACAAAAAAUUAAAACCUUUAAAAUUUAUUAUAUGAAAUAAACAUAAAGGUUUAAGAGUUGGAGUAAAUGUAAGAAGAAAAUACUCAAAGCCAAAUCAUAGGUUAGAAAAAUGUGGAUGAAAAAAUAUAAUAGAAGAAUAAAGUAUUAUAAUAAAAGGAGGAAUAAAUUAAAAAGUUAAAUGAGGAGAUCACCAAUAACUUAAACACAAUUUAAAUACUUAAAGAUAAAUUAUAGAAAAAAGAUGAAUAAUUGAAACUAACAAAUUAAGAACUAGAAAAGAUAAAAUGGGAUUUAACUAGUAAAAAUUAAGAAUUGUAAAAUUAAAUUACUAAUCUAUAAAAUAAUAAUAGUAGUCUAUAAUUUAAGAAUACUGAGCUAUAAAAUUAUAUCAACAAUUAGAUAGGUAAUUUGGAAAAAGAUAAGGGUAAUUUAUAAUAAUAAUCAUAUUAUUACUAUUAGAGCUUCCUAGAUUUAACUCAAUAAUUAUCAGAUAUAAAAAUUACUUUAGAAUAAAAGGAUUAAUAGAUAAAAAAAUUUUAGAUUGAUAUGAAAAUAUAGAAAGAAAAUUAUGAAUCUUUAAAAUAGAAAAAGGAUGAUGAAGAUCAAAUAUACAAAAGAUCACUUGAAAGGCAAUAAUCCUAACAUUCAAUUGAAAUCUCUGAUUUAAAAUCAUAAAUUAAUAACUUAAAUAUUUUUUUAAGAAAUAGCCAAUAAGAUAUUAAAGAUUAAGAAAAAUAAAUAAAAGAUUUGAAGAGGAAAAUAAAAGAUUAAGAUCUAAUGAAUUUUUGUGCUGAAAUUUUACCAACCAGAAGCAGUAUCUAUGAAGGUAUGUCAACAUUAAGAUCAACUUAAUUCAGAUGA